AAAAGAAAAAAAAAAAAGAAAACACAGAGAGCCGUCGCUUUGACUUCGCUUGGGCGAAUAGUGCGCGACAGAGUCCCGGGGGGGGGCGCGGCGGAAGGGAAAUGGAAAUGGGAGAUCAACGCCCGAAGAGAGAAUCGGUACGCAGGCACAGCGAUGGUCAGAACAGAAAGAGGAGUCGGCCACUGGCCCGUCCGGUGUCGCCUUCGUCGUCUUUACGUGCGCUGUUCACGGUGGUUAGGGUUGGGUACGGUUCGGGAAGGUAGGAUAGGGCAGAGCAGCGCAGAGCAGAGCGUGUACAUGAAUCGAGACGUCGCGCCAGACACGCAGGUUUGACGCUCGGCGAUCAUAUUCAGGCUCGCGUGCUGGCACAAGCAAGAUUUUCCUUUAGACCUGCACCAUUGACGGCUCUCCCGCACUUCGCCCGUCCACACUGCGUCAAGUCGCCAGUCGCUCAUAACCCGACGGGGCCUAUAGCUUGGGCUGAUUCAGCCGCGUUCUCAUUGGCCGGUCGAGCUCUGGCCUCUUUUUGCGAACUUCCUCCAACGUCCGUUGGUCCAUCGAACCACCAAAACCUCGACGCAUCAAUUGAAGCCCACACCCAACCCUCUCUGCGAGCUGCAUCCACGCAUUGCCCACCUCGUCGUUCGGUUCCCCUCUUCACGCUUCCAACUCUCCGCUCCCACAAGCACACAAGAUGAUGCGCACCGCCAUUCUCAGAGCGGCGUCCACCUCGUCACGCCAGGUGCUCGCUGCUCGGACGUCACUGCCGGCCAUUGCCAACUGCCAGCAGACCCGAAAGGCCCAUGCCAUCUCCAACCCGACGUUGGCAGACAUUGAGAAGAGAUGGGAGAGCAUGCCGCCACAGGAGCAGGCCGACCUGUGGAUGACCCUGAGGGAUCGCAUGAAGGCCGACUGGAAGGAGCUGACAAUGCAGGAGAAAAAAGCAGCGUAUUGGAUUGCCUUCGGCCCGCACGGCCCUCGACGAGAAAUCCCCCCUGGUGAGGGCCUCCGCAUCAUCCGAGGCCUCGUCCUGCUGCUCGGUCUCUCUGGCGCCCUGUUCUACGCUACGCGUCUCGCAGCCGGCCCACCACCAAAGACUAUGAGCAAGGAGUGGCAGGAGAAGACAAACGAGUUCAUGAAGAAGAACAAGAUGGAGCCCAUCACGGGUAUUUCUUCCGAAGGCUAUAAGGGCCCUGGCAUGAUUCAGUCGCCCUCAACGGGUCUGAAGUUUGAAGAUGCCGAAGAGGACGACGAAGAGUAGACAAGCACACACACAUCGACCGGACCCAGUGUAGCUAGUACAACAGCCAUGUUUAUUUUUAAUAGCCCACUAAUGUGUGUCUUGUGUGUUGAAGUGAUGCUUCAGCAAGUCUUUCAUUUUUCUUUGUCCUUUGUCGCAUCUUUUCUGUGUCCUAUACGCAAAAAGCUUGGAGAGAAGGCGAUGGAAGAGAAAGGAGAUGAAGAUGGAAGGAGAAGCGGGGAAGGGAUGUGGGAAAUUGUAUUUGCCAGCCUCUUUGUACAAAGCAUUCCACAUCGAUAGGUCCAAAAUAUGGCAAAUUGGACCGGGUUUUUGUUGUUGCUUCCUCAUUUUGCUGCCUCGAUUUCCCCCAGCCUUUGCAUCUCUUAGAUCGAUCCUACACCUGUUCUACCCGUGGUAGAGAACAAAAUUUCUCCGGAUCG
This is a messenger RNA of Verruconis gallopava, 1680 nucleotides long. RefSeq lists its product as uncharacterized. The transcript is spliced from 4 exons. Bases 695 to 1261 code for a protein of 188 amino acids. Gene Ontology annotation, biological process: mitochondrial electron transport, cytochrome c to oxygen. NCBI's taxonomy places the organism in Eukaryota, Fungi, Ascomycota, Dothideomycetes, Venturiales, Sympoventuriaceae. The record is from RefSeq and is a predicted model, not a curated record.